Molecule: messenger RNA, 219 nt
Organism: Lates calcarifer (barramundi perch)
Lineage: Eukaryota; Metazoa; Chordata; Actinopteri; Centropomidae
Product: retinal cone rhodopsin-sensitive cGMP 3',5'-cyclic phosphodiesterase subunit gamma-like
Exons: 3
Coding region: 1-219 (72 amino acids)
Biological process (GO): positive regulation of G protein-coupled receptor signaling pathway; visual perception; positive regulation of epidermal growth factor receptor signaling pathway
Cellular component (GO): photoreceptor outer segment membrane
Molecular function (GO): cGMP binding; 3',5'-cyclic-nucleotide phosphodiesterase activity
Source: RefSeq, a predicted model, not a curated record
AUGAACGCUGCAGCAGCAGAAGGCUCCAAGGCCGCUCCUCCCAAGUUCAAGCAGAAGGAGACCAGGCAGUUCAAGAGCAAGGCUCCUAAAGCUGGACAGAAGGGGUUUGACAAUGAUGUACCAGGGAUGGAUGGUCUUGGAGACUCUGCAGUGGUCUGCCCCUGGGAGGCGUUCGGUGACAUGGAGCUGAGUGACCUGGCCCAGUUUGGCAUCGUCUAG